Molecule: messenger RNA, 2868 nt
Organism: Patiria miniata (bat star)
Lineage: Eukaryota; Metazoa; Echinodermata; Asteroidea; Valvatida; Asterinidae
Exons: 3
Coding region: 1-2868 (955 amino acids)
Source: RefSeq, a predicted model, not a curated record
AUGGGGGAGCUAGUAGCAGGAACAGACAGCACCCUCAUAGCAAAAGGAAAGAGUCUGGGGAGGCUGUUCUUAUUUACCAACCAGAAGUGUAGGCAGGCAUUACGCAACGGUGAUACUCUGUUUGGCUCGAAGCUUGAAGACGAUGCAGUUGAUACAAUGGAUCUCGGGGAUACCUCGAUAGAGCUUGUGAUGUCAGACAACAUACAAGAAAAAUUCAACAAACUGAAUGUAGAGGCAGAGCUUCAGGUGAGUUUAUUGGCCGGCCUGAUCAAGUUGAGUGGAUCAGGAUCCUACCUAGGGGAUGAGAGAAAGAGCGCUAGAGCUCAAAGUAUGAGUCUAAUCUACAAGCUGAGAACAGUCAAUGAAGAGAUCAUGCUUCGCCAGAACAAAGAUAAGAUCGACCUGGAAAUUCUGUCACCUUCAAAUGUGCAAACCAUCAACGCAACCCAUGUGGUUUGUGCUAUUGAUUGGGGAGCAGUUUGCUCGAUUACCUGCGAGUACGAAAACAAAGAAGAUGAAGAUGUCACUGAAGUCAAAGGGGCCUUGAGCGCAGAGCUUGAUAAACUCAAAGUUUUGGUUGAUGUCAAAGGUUCUGCAAAAGCAUCAUAUGAUGAUCAAAACAAAGACAGUCACAAAAAGUUCACCUUCAAAUGCAAAGCGGAUGUGUCGGCUCCUGACAAGGAUCUACCUGUGACAUUCGAAGGCGCUGUUGAUCUAGCGCGAAAUCUCCCAAGUCUAGUUAAAGGUACCAACGCAGGGAAGGGCGUUCCAUUACUUUACAUGUUGAUGCCACUGGAUGCUGUCGUCAAGAUGUGUAGGCUCCAGAUACAACUUCAUAUACAAUACACAUCAAUCAAUGACGACAUCAUCAAAAAGUGUGCACAGGUUGUGGAGGGAAUCACCAAAAAGAGACAAUCUCUCUACGAUAUUCAAAAAGAUCUGCAUGCCAAUGCCGAAUAUGUCACUGAAGGCUCUCUAGCUAGGAUUGAUGAUAUCUUAGAGAAGUUCAUUGUGCAAGAAUCUGGUUUUAAGUCUAGGCUGCAAGAUUUGGUGAAGAAAGUCAGGUCGGGAAGUGUAGAUGUCUCUAAAAUCGAGGCAUUCCUGGAUAAAGAAUUGUCUGGGGCAUUUUCCAUCUCCAGGUACAACGAUCACAUUAGAGGAUUUCAAAAAGAUCUGAACAAACUAAAAUCUAUCAAAUCAUGGAAGAAGAAAGGAAUCAUCUACAUCGGGAAAAAAGAUGAAGUUGCCAUGGACGACAGAAAAUUUGUCUACACACUCUACAAGACUCGGGACGAGAAUGUAAAGAACGAUCUUGAUGAGAAAAAUCGAGAGUUCUUUUUACGACUACAAAAAACACAUGCUCAUGAGGAGGACUACAAAUUCAUUGUUGUGGACCAAGACCUAAGAGAGGAUAUUUGGCCAUCUGGUGAAAAGAAGACAACCAUUUAUAGCUUUGUAGACGGUCGUCGAACAUCGGAAGACCUGUACGCCAAAAAAGGCCAAGACUCUGAGAUGUGUCUGAUACAAAUCAAUAGACCAGUCUACCAGCAAAUACGCCCAAACAACCGAGCACAUGUCCAGCUAAGAUGCCCAAAUGCUUUGGCCGCAAAUGGUCAAUGUUCAGGCGACCCUGUCACUUGGAAGUGUUCAAAAUGCAGAGAGUUGGUUGAAUAUGGCAUAGAAACUAAACUGUUUUACUGCAAAUGCGGACAAUCUGACCCCAACGAAUCACUCUGGCGUUGUAAUGAGAAUGAUCAUGGCAUGAACUACGUCAAGUAUCAACACGAUAUUCUCUCUGCGGAGUUGUCAAAUCUGCGGGCCAUAAAGGAGAGAAACAUCUUGAUCCUGGGUGAGACAGGCGUUGGAAAAUCUACGUGGAUCAACGGUUUUAUGAACUACCUUUACUAUGCUGAUCUUGAAGAAGCUAUGAAAGCCAAGGAAUUCCACAUUUUAAUACCGUCCAGCUUCACCUUUACACAGCAAGGGAAGGAAAAGAAGAUAAUGGUUGGGGAAAGUGACACCAAUGAGAAUAUGGAAGCAGGAAAAUCUGCCACCAAAGAGCCUCGUUCCUAUGUCUUCCACGUAGGAGGGGAAAUCGUUCGCUUGAUUGACACACCAGGAAUUGGAGAUAGUGAAGGUAUACAACAAGAUCGGAAAAACUUUGACAAUAUACUAUCGUAUCUGACCCACUACCAGGAGAUUCAUGCUGUGUGCAUACUUCUCAAGCCAAACAAUUCACGUCUAACAGCAAUGUUCCGUUUUUGCAUCCAAGAACUCUUGGUCCAUCUGCAUUCGUCGGCCAAAAACAAUAUCGUAUUCUGCUUCACCAAUGCACGAGCUACAUUCUACCAGCCUGGAGACACCUUGCCUGCCCUCAACAGAGAGCUCGAGGACAAACAGGUUGGAAUUCAAGCUAAUCCAAACAACUACUUCUGUUUUGAUAACGAGCCUUUCCGGUUUUUGGCUUGUGUGAAAAACGAGGUUGAAUUCAGCCAAGGGGAGAUAAACACUUAUGCUGAAAGCUGGAACAGGUCUGUUGAAGAAACCAAGAAGCUAUUUAAGCACAUCAGCUCUUUGAGGCCUCACAAUAUUCGUAACACUUUGAGUAUGAAUGAGGCUCGAAGAAUCAUCGUGGCCAUGAGCAAACCCUUGGCAGAAGUGGCCAAGACAAUCCAACAAAAUGUACAGGAAGGCAAUGAAGCAAAGACACAAAUUGACCUGGUUGACAAAGAUAUGGACAGCUUGAAAGCCAAUCUGAAGUUUUCUGGAUUUGAACUCAAGCGUGAGGAGCUAGGCUAUCCUAGAACAGGUUACAAUAACAACAACCCAUACACAUCUUCAACAUCAUCCACAGCAACAAAACGUUGA